CCGAGCCCCGCCUGCUCCCUCUAGGAGUCAAAAUGGCGGCGAGGGGAACCCGGAGCAGUCCCGGAGCCUGAGCCACUGACAGGAGAGGAGAGGGCGGCGGCAGGAGGAGGAGGAUGGCUGGGGGUGCUGGCGCCGGUGCGGACGGCGGUGCUGGUGGCCGCGGCGGCGGAGGCGAUGGCCGCGGUCCCAGCGGCGGCAGCAGCAGCAGCAGCAGCAGCAGCGGCGGGAGGAGCCUCCAGGAAAUGGAUGAAAAGAGGCUGCUGGAUCCAGGGUUGAAAGUUCGUAAAGGCCUCUGGGAUUACACUCUGAAGAGCCAGCGGAUGGAAUGCCUGAGUGACUGAAGAAAAUGGGUGCUAAUGCAUCUAACUAUCCUCAUUCAUGUUCCCCAAGGGUAGGGGGAAAUUCUCAAGCCCAACAGACUUUUAUAGGGACAUCAUCCUAUUCUCAGCAAGGCUAUGGUUGUGAAUCAAAAUUAUAUAGCCUUGACCAUGGCCAUGAGAAACCGCAAGACAAAAAAAAGAGAACCUCUGGCCUUGCCACCCUCAAAAAGAAGUUUAUUAAGCGUCGAAAAUCUAAUAGGUCUGCUGAUCACGCCAAGCAAAUGCGAGAACUCCUCUCUGGGUGGGAUGUUAGAGAUGUCAAUGCAUUAGUGGAGGAAUAUGAGGGAACUUCAGCCUUAAAGGAGCUUUCUCUACAAGCCAGUUUGGCUAGACCAGAAGCUCGGACAUUGCAGAAAGAUAUGGCCGAUCUUUAUGAGUAUAAGUAUUGUACUGAUGUAGACUUAAUAUUUCAAGAAACCUGUUUUCCUGUUCAUCGUGCCAUUUUGGCAGCAAGAUGUCCAUUUUUUAAAACACUGCUUUCUUCCUCACCUGAGUAUGGGGCAGAGAUCAUAAUGGACAUCAAUACAGCUGGUAUAGAUAUGCCUAUGUUUUCUGCGUUGUUACACUACCUUUAUACUGGAGAGUUUGGAAUGGAGGACUCAAGGUUUCAAAACGUUGAUAUCCUGGUUCAGCUUAGUGAAGAAUUUGGAACACCAAAUUCCCUUGAUGUAGAUAUGCGUGGACUUUUUGAUUACAUGUGUUAUUAUGAUGUCGUCCUUAGUUUUUCUUCAGACUCUGAACUGGUUGAAGCUUUUGGUGGAAAUCAGAACUGCUUAGAUGAAGAGCUCAAAGCUCACAAGGCUGUUAUUUCAGCACGGUCCCCAUUUUUUCGAAAUCUAUUACAAAGGAGGAUACGGACUGGUGAAGAAAUCACAGACCGAACUUUGAGGACUCCCACAAGAAUUAUAUUAGAUGAGACCAUUAUACCAAAAAAAUAUGCAAAAGUUAUAUUACACUGUAUGUAUACCGACGUGGUGGACCUCUCCGUUUUGCACUGUAGCCCCUCUGUGGGGAGUCUCAGUGAAGUUCAGGCUCUCGUCGCAGGGAAACCAAACAUGACCAGGGCAGAAGAAGCCAUGGAACUUUACCACAUAGCACUGUUCUUGGAAUUUAACAUGCUUGCACAAGGCUGUGAGGAUAUCAUUGCUGAGAGCAUCUCAUUAGAUACCUUAAUUGCCAUCCUCAAGUGGAGCUCUCAUCCAUAUGGCUCUAAAUGGGUGCACCGACAAGCUUUACAUUUCCUCUGUGAGGAAUUUUCCCAGGUCAUGACUUCGGAUGUUUUUUAUGAACUCAGCAAAGACCAUCUGCUUACUGCUAUCCAGUCUGACUACCUGCAGGCAAGUGAACAAGAUAUCCUUAAAUAUCUGAUUAAAUGGGGUGAGCACCAGCUGAUGAAAAGAAUAGCAGACAGAGAGCCAAACUUACUGAGUGGCACUGCUCAUAGUGUGAACAAAAGAGGUGUGAAAAGACGAGACCUGGACAUUGAAGAGCUUCGAGAGAUCCUUUCUCCUCUCUUACCUUUUGUGCGAAUUGAACACAUUUUACCUAUAAACAGUGAAGUCCUAAGUGAUGCAAUGAAAAGAGGCUUGAUUAGCACUCCUCCAUCAGAUAUGCUUCCUACAUCAGAAGGUGGAAAGUCAAAUGCCUGGUUACGGCAAAAAAAUGCUGGAAUAUAUGUUCGUCCUCGACUAUUCUCUCCCUAUGUUGAGGAAGCAAAGUCAGUGCUAGACGAGAUGAUGGUGGAACAAACAGAUCUUGUGCGUUUGCGAAUGGUUAGAAUGUCCAAUGUGCCAGACACACUUUACAUGGUCAAUAAUGCUGUGCCACAGUGCUGUCACAUGAUCAGCCACCAGCAGAUCAGCAGUAACCAGUCAAGCCCCCCUUCGGUGGUAGCCAAUGAAAUUCCAGUUCCUCGUCUCCUCAUUUUGAAAGACAUGGUCAGACGUCUGCAGGAGCUCCGGCACACCGAGCAGGUGCAGAGAGCCUACGCGCUGAACUGCGGGGAAGGCGCCACGGUCAGCUACGAAAUCCAGAUUCGAGUACUGAGGGAGUUUGGUCUGGCCGAUGCUGCUGCAGAGCUCUUGCAGAAUCCUCACAAGUUCUUUCCUGAUGAACGUUUUGGGGAUGAAAGUCCGCUCUUGACAAUGAGACAGUCUGGGAGAUGUCGCGUUAACAGUACCCCCGCUGCAGAAACCAUGUUUACAGACCUAGACUCUUUUGUGGCCUUCCAUCCACCCUUGCCCCCUCCACCACCUCCAUACCAGCCCCCAGCUACCCCUAUUCAUAACCAACUCAAAGCAGGCUGGAAGCAAAGACCUCCCACUCAGCAUCCUUCACGUUCAUUUUCUUAUCCCUGUAAUCAUUCACUGUUUCACUCGAGAACGGCUUCUAAAGCUGGGCCCCCUCCAGUCUAUCUGCCAGGUGUUAAAGCAGCUGCACCUGAUUGUACCAACACCACAGGACUGGGGAGACAGACAGUAGCUGCUGCCACCGCCGCCACCGCCUCGGCAACAACAGCACCUGAGAAACAAGCGUGCACACAGCCUGUGCUGAAUGACCUAAUGCCGGACAUCGCCAUGGGUGUGUCCGCACUGUCACUCAAGGACAGGCGGCUUCCAGAACUUGCUGCAGACACAGAAUUAAGCCAGUCGGUUUCUGAAGUGGGACCAGGGCCUCCUCAGCAUCUGUCAUGUAUUCCACAGAGGCACACACACACAUCUCGAAAGAAACACACACUAGAGCAAAAAGCGGAUGCUCGAGAAAAUCAGCAGGAAUAUCCGGAUUUCUAUGACUUCUCAAAUGCUGCUUGCAGACCUUCUACUCCUGCCCCUGGCAGGCGCACCCCCUCCCCCUCACAAGGUGGAUAUUUUGGUCCUGAUUUGUAUAGCCACAAUAAGGCAUCACCAAGUGGCUUAAAGUCAGCCUACCUGCCUGGCCAGACCUCGCCUAAGAAGCAGGAAGAAGCUAGGAGAGAAUAUCCACUUUCCCCUGAUGGGCAUCUGCACAAACAAAAGAACGAGCCGAUACACCUUGAUGUUGAGCAACCUCCGCAGCGGCCAGACUUCCCUUUGGCAGCCCCGGAAAACGCUGGCAGCGGGCCAGCACACGUCAGGGGACGAGCAGCAGUAGAAACUGACUUGACUUUUGGGCUGACUCCUAACAGACCUUCACAUUCUGCAUGUAACUCUGAAGCACCGGAAGAGAGAUCCAGUAGAAGACUAGCAGACAGCGAGUCCCUGGGCCACGGAGCCCAGAGAAAUCCAGAUGUGGAAAGGGAAGAUUCAAUAAACAGAGGAAGGAGGUCACCAAGCAAACCAGACUUCCUCUACAAAAAGUCCGCUCUCUGAGCGCAACCUCCAAGUCGUCUGUGCCUGAGAUGUGAAACAUCCCAUUUUAUGAUGUAACCCAAUAACUUAAGAGACCAGUUUAUUGAUGCCAGCUGAUAACUCAGUUUCACAUUAUUUUAUUCUGGGUUUUGUACAUACAUGUUUAUUAGACAUGGCAUGCUAAGAGGGUUGUUUUGAAUGCUGCAUUUGUCUAUUUUGUGUUUGGAUAAUUAUGUGGAGAAGCAUUUUUAAGAGCAAGCAAGCUGGCACUUUUUUUUUCCUCUUUACAAAUGAUGGAAUUUUUUUGCACUUGUACAUUUAUUUUGUCUGUAUUGAUUUUAUAUCAGUAUGUUAACUUUAUUGCCACAUUUAAAGGACUGUAUUUUCAUACUUUUUGCAUUUUAGCAUUCAUCUACCAAUUUCCACGUGCAUUGGAUUGCACACUAAGAUGUAUUUUCUUAUGAAAUAGUUCUGUUUAUUUUUUAAUUAUAGAAAUCCCAAAGAACAGCACAUCAAAAUGCUCCUCUCUUCUGAAUAAUUGUUUUGGUUCGGAAAUCUUCCUGCUCAGUCUCUUAAAUACGGUCUUUCUUUUUUAGUAAGUCUUGGGAGCUGGUCUUUCCUCCAGUGGGUGUCCAAUCAGGAUCCUGGAGUUUUCUGGUUCUGUAGAGAACAGAAAGGAGAAAAGCCUUGUACCCAGGCUGAAAAGCUCACUGUGUUCACAGUGUGGACGCUGUCAGACCCGCCGCAGGUUAUGGCCGUAUGGAUUAGAGAAUCACCAGAUGGGAGUCUAUAAAGAGAUCAGAUUUUUCUUUAUGAUCAGAAUCCUAAAGCGUGGAGAUAGUGAAGUAACUUAAGGUUUGCACUGCAGGAUUUCUGGUUCUGAGCGUCGUCAGCUCUCCAGCUGAGAUGGGGGAGUGACUGCUUGCUGCCUUCAGUUGUCUUGCUCUCUAUGGGGAGGAAAAAACAAAAACACAAACAAAAGGGCUUCAGUCUUUCGGAUGUCAUUUGGUGUUUGUAAGCAUAUGUUUUCUUAUAAAUGUUUUUUAAAGUGUGUCUGAAUUUUGGUGUCCUACAAAAAGUUGUAUAACGCAUAAUGCUUUGUCACCAAAAGAGAAAACUUUUUUUUUUUUUUUUUCUCCAGUGAAACACUACAUGUCCUACUUGAACUCCAUUCGGGACGCUGGUUUGGGAUUUUUCUGAACCACUGAGCACAUGGGACCUUUUAAGGUCCUCUCCCUUGGAAGGGCAAUGUGUGAGCUAAGGACUUUUUUUUACUCUCCAAUGUAAAUAUAUUAGUAUUUGAGUUUUUAAAUCACUUGAGCAUUAUUUGAGCUUUCACUUUGUAUUUUUACAGACACAUACACACACAGCUGUAGCACUUAGAAGAAAAGAGACUUUCUGCACAUUCCCUCAUGUGAAGGAUGCUUGGGAGCCUCUUUUCUGUGUAUGUGUGUAUAUAGAUACAUAUAUAUAAAAACCAUGAAUCACUGACACUCUUAAAACUAUGCAGGGCUAGGGAGCCUUUACAAGCUACCAUACAAAUUAAUUACAUGCACUUUUAAGUCAAUAGGUUUUUCUUGGGUAUCAAAAACUUUAAUUUCUCCCAAAACUGUAGAUUCUCUUACAGUCUUUUCGUACUUUACCCUGUGGAUAUACACUCAGGAAUAAUCGGACAUUUUAAAAAAUCCUAACAGUAGAUCGCCUCAAAGAUGGGAAACACAUCAGUGUGUCUGUACACUGGCGCGCUGCUGCUGCCUCGCGCUCCGCUGCCCAAUUCGCUAGCUGCCGCUAGGGCGUCCAUCCCCGCUGGUGAGGCUACACACUGAGUACCAGAGUCAACACUAACCUCCUGUAAGGUCCGCUGUGCAUCGCCUUUGAGGCUCCCUUUUUUAAAGAUAGAAAAACACAGGACUCUGUUGUCAUUUUUAGGAGGUUUGACCUUUACAUGAUGGUGUCUUUUGAAGCCAAUCACAGUCUGUCCCUCAGAAACAGAAAUUGUUAAUUCCAUUCUGUUUCUCAAUGUGUGUUUAUAAUACCUGUGUUGACAUGAAUUAUUUUGAUGUAGUUUUAAAUGUUCUGAUUCAGACUGUACCGUGCUGGUAGUGCAGAUGAGGGUGGAAAAAAAAACUAUUACGGACCUUUUAAAAAAUACAUUAGAUAAGAGCUAUUGAUGCCACACAUUCAUUUUUCUGGAAGUUUAUUAAAUAUUCUUUAAUAUCUCUAAUUAUAAAAACAAGUGGCCACUGUUCAUAAUUUUGUUCAAUUUAUGAAGUUUGCUUUUAAUAGUUUAGCUUACCCAGCUAAAUUGUGUGUAUAAAGAGGAACUUGCUUUACUAAGGAAUUGUGGACCGAUGUGACUUGCAAAAGAAGGUAAACAGAUGUGAUUGUGUGUGUUCGGGUAGGUGGUGGUAGACUUUCAGUGUAUCUGGUGAAGCAUGGUUAAUAGGGUAGGUUGAAUAGCUCUGUGCCUCUAGUUUUUACCCCCAUCUAUUCAAUCUUUUUUUAAUGCUUACUAAGCAUUAAAACAUUUUAAUUUUGUGCUAAGAUAAAUGUGAAGUCUGAGUAGGGUUGCUCUCAGAAAAAAAAAGUAUAUAUAAAAUAAAAUUUGGCCACAGGACCUGGCAUUUUGCUCGGUGUAGAAAUUUCCUGAGAAUCGUAUCUCAGAACCCAAGAUCUUAUCUUGAGGCCCUGGACAAUCAGGCCGUCAGACAAUCGCCACCUUGGGUGCCCACCUUGUUGAGGUUAGAGAACUACCAUUUAGAUCCUGGAUCACAAAGGGAUCGAUGUUGCUUCAAGAUUCUGUUGGUCGUCUUAUAUAUUGUAGCUUUGUGAUUUUGAUGAAUAAUUUGAGUUCAAAGUCACCUGUGACUCCUAAGGGGAAAUAGUAGCAUGAAAGGCAGAAAUUAUUCCUGUAAAAUAGUUGUAUGCGUUUGCCACAUGCCACACCCUUUCUCCUGUGCCCCGUCAGCUUCCUCCAAGCACAUGUCCCUGGGCCCCGUAAGCUCUCCUGUCACUUUGAUAACCAGUUAGGUUUUAAGGAUUUUUAACGAGGUCCUUUUAUUUUAGUCUUUUUGUAGAAGUCUCUGAAACUUGACCUAAUUCUUGUUUUUGCUUCCUCAAAAUCUCUUUUUUUUUUUUUUUUUUAUAAUUGCCGUCCUAUAUUAGGUUUUCUUUUGUUCAAAUUCUAGCAACGGGCAGUACUUGUCCCUUCCGAUCAUGGCGAUGACGUGCAGUGUGAGGGGAACGGCAUGUGCAGCAGCAAGGCCUGCACGUGCCAGUCUCCAGAGGAGAAGGGUUGACGUUUCUCAGUCCCUCUCAGCAAAAUACAUUUUUUUGUAAUGUUUAAUACACUUAAAUGGGAAAAUGUGUUUCAUGAAACACUUGUAAGAUACUGGUGUAGCAGUUGUAAGGCAUUCUUGUUUUUAUCUUAGGACUGAACUCAGAGGGAAAUGUGUAUUGGACUUCUUAAAAAUUAAUUUGAUUGACUUUCAACUUUCUAUUGGAAGUUACUAUUAAAGCAGCAGUGAUGGGUGCUAUUCCCGAUUCUGCAAUGGUUUACUUUGUCUACUAAGUAAUUUCAAACCUCAUUACAGAUCCUUACUGAGUUACCCAUCAAACACUAAAAAAGUAUUUUAUUUUACUGUUUUCCAUUAACACUGUUGUAUCAACAUUUUAGGAAUAUUCAGUUGUCUUUUUGUCUGAUAAAUUGCAAUAGCUGUUACGUAAUUGUUGUAUUGGCAAGUCUUGAUUUUUUUUUCCCCCUUUAGAACAUUCUCAGACCGUGUGUCAAUCUUCCAUAUUCUGACUAUUAUAAUGCUGUGGCCGUUUCUAUGGAAAGAUUACUUGCAAGUGUGUGUCUUGAAAAUAACCUCUUGUGUUUGUGUGUUUAUGUGGGUUCUAAGAGAAGAGAUAAGCUCUGGAAGCUUCGUCAUGUCCCUGCACAUGACUGUGUUCCAGGGGCAGGUGGCCUGGAACCCUGCUCUUCGGUGGGGUGGCUGAAAGGUAAAGGUUCCUGAACUCCACUUGGUGUUUUUGUGCCACAUCUGUACUUCACAGAAGUGGUCCUACUCUAACACAUCAUUUCUUGUGGUUGUGCUGUUACCAGUAUAAAGUCAAGUGCCUUCAAUGCAAAAGGCUCAGAAAUUUUUCUUAAAACUGAUUUCAUGUCCUAUGCAAGUGUUUUCUACAACCUGCAUAACCAGUACUUUGUAAAACUUGUUUACGCUUCAAUUGUACAUAGUGUUUUUUAAGGAAAUAUAUAGUAUUUUUAUUUAGGUACCUCCAAACUUGAAUUUGUCUGUGUGAAGCAUUGUAAAACGAUACAUUUCUCUUUUGAGUAUCAUUACAGUUGUACAAAGGUUUUCACUGGUUCUAUUUUUCUACUGUUACUGAUAAGCAUGUAACACUGACUUUAUCCUACAUAUAGUUGGCAUUUCAAAUA
Pteronotus mesoamericanus is the source of this 8147-nucleotide messenger RNA. RefSeq names its product BTB domain containing 7 (gene BTBD7). The record is from RefSeq and is a predicted model, not a curated record. Bases 347 to 3727 code for a protein of 1126 amino acids. Gene Ontology annotation, molecular function: protein binding. The transcript has 11 exons. Gene Ontology annotation, biological process: morphogenesis of a branching epithelium; regulation of branching involved in salivary gland morphogenesis. NCBI's taxonomy places the organism in Eukaryota, Metazoa, Chordata, Mammalia, Chiroptera, Mormoopidae.